AUUAUUGGUUUUUCGUGCGCAUUUGCCCUCGGUUUAUUAUUUAAUAUUUUAGCAUGCAUUAUUUCACAUUCAGGAUACCCAAUUAUUGUUGUGGCAUCAUAUUUCCUUGCACCAUUUCCCAAUUUAAUAUGUAAAAAUAAUGAUAGUUUUUCAAGCGAAAAUGGAGUCAUUCAUGAUGUUGGUUUAUUUUUAACAGGAUUUUUAAUUGCCUCAGGUUUUGCCAUACCAUGUAUUCUUGCUCAUUCUGAUAUUAUAAGCACAAAAGCAUUAGGUUUUUCAAUUGGCGGUGGUGUUAUUGUUUAUGCAACCAUUAUUGCAUUCCUUUGGUAUUUCAAUAGAGAGGAUGAAGAAAAUAAAGAUUGGUAA
Dictyostelium purpureum is the source of this 366-nucleotide messenger RNA. RefSeq lists its product as uncharacterized. The transcript has 4 exons. Gene Ontology annotation, biological process: late endosome to vacuole transport via multivesicular body sorting pathway. The record is from RefSeq and is a predicted model, not a curated record. Gene Ontology annotation, cellular component: endosome. Lineage: Eukaryota; Evosea; Eumycetozoa; Dictyosteliales; Dictyosteliaceae. The annotation marks the transcript as partial.